GUGCUGUUUGUCUCCUCUCAUUAUAGGAGCUAUCCUCAACCAAAUAACGUGUAUGAGGUGUCCUUGGAUAGACCUUGAAGUGUAGUUUCAUAAUUGAGUGGUCUUUGUUCGAGUAGAGAGAGCUUAUCUUACAAAAAUCGAGCUGGAGUGAGUGGUGGUCUGUGAACUCGAGCUGUGAGAGUGCUGAGACUGUUUGGUUGAUAUCUCGAGUUUUACCAAUUCAAUUAAGGCGUGUGAGAUACCAAAAGAAAUCUCUCAAGACGAGGAAUCCGUGAAGGUCUGGUUUGCAUCAAUCGGAGUAGAGGAAGGCUUCCAAAUCGUCCGAGCAGAACGCGACCUCGCAGGAACGGAUUUACUCUUCUAAGAAUCGAGUUAGCCGGAAAACACUCGUUCUAGGGGCUGUUUUCGUAUCAACGAUUAGGGGUUGAAAUAGCAACUUGAGGAGGCUGUUUAGCACCCAUUUUCAAGCAAGGAACUAGUUCCCAAUCUUCCUUGGCCGAGGCUUUGGUCAUUGGAUCGAGGAGGAAGGUUUUAAAGCUCAUUUGAGGUGAGGAUCGACAUCUAGUUGCUUACAACUUGUAGGUUAAGCAUGAGAUUACCUAAAUGCCCAAAUAAUGUUUUCCAUGGAUUAUGAUGAUAAAUUAUUGAUGGAAUAUUGAUCUAUUUUCCAAAGAAUGAAAUGAGAAAUGAUUUGGCAAAGUAUUGAUAAAAAUGGAGUUAAAAGAACUAUUGUGUGAAAUAGUCAUUUUACUCAUGUGUGAAUUGUGUAGAUACAUAAAUGAUUAUUUAUGUAUUACAUUGAAUGAUUAAGUUGCUGCUACAUAUCUCUAAAUAUGUAGGGUUUUAUAAAUGGAAUAUAUGAUGGAUAAGAAUAAUCUUAAUAGUAUGGAAAUACUAGUUAAUGAUUGUUGUAAUUGUUAAGGGAAUUGAAUCUAAGGAUUUGAUUAUAAUUGAUGUACUUGAUUGUGAUGCAAGUGACAAAUUUGAUGUAAUGUGAUGCUAUGACCAUGGUUGGGCAGUCCGUAGGGAUGUCCCAAAAUAGAUUAUUGAUAUUACAAUUCUAGGCAUAGUGAGUGCUUAGGAAUUGGGGUCUAUGCCAAUGUAAGGAGAUGUACUUGAGCCCGUGCUCAUAGAAUUGCAUUGGGUAGACAUGAUGAGGUGAUUGUUGUGCAUGGUGAUGUAGUCGAGUUGAACUCGAGAAAUGCACGGUGGAGUAGUUAGCUUAUGUUAAUUAAGGUGCAUGGUGAUGUAGUCGAGUUGGACUCGAGAAAUGCAUGGUGGAGUAGUUAGCUUAUGUUAAUUAAGGUGCAUGGUGAUGUAGUCGAGUUGGACUCGAGAAUGCAAACAUAUGUGUUAGGGUUGAACCCUAUGUAUUAUUGUGACUAGGGGUCACGGGAUUUUGGGGUAUGUUUGAUAAACAAACCUUGGGCCUACGGGGCCGACUACUUGACUUUAUAUAUAAAGUAAGUAUAUUUUAAAACGGGGUAACUUGGGGUUACGGCCUAGAUUAUAUUAUCACCCUAUUUGAGGGUCUUGUGUUUGAAAUACUGGUUGUAUAUCUAUUAGAUGCCAUCCACACCAGCACUUUAUAGCCCUAUAGAGUGCUGACCCCUUCGGGGGCGUCCCACCACCAUUUUUCAGGUUGAGGCUAGAGCUUGCUUCCUGUGCUCGUUGCUUGAGAGAUCAUAUAGGAGGGAAGACUUGGUUCGUGCUUCCUCCAUUCUGUUUUUAAACAUUAAUAAACAUGCUCAUGGAUAUUUUUACUAUAGAGCCUGCGUGCUCAUGAAUAGCCAUGUGUGGCCUUUUGUUUUAAACAAUGUUUUCCGCUGCGUUAUGAAUUACUUAUUAUGUUUGUUUAUGGAUGUACAUGUGUGAAUGAUAUUCAAGACGCCUUGUAUAAUAUGAAUGUGUUGGACUGCGGUUGACUAUUCGUAUUGUAUGGCGGGUUGUUGACGUGUCCGGAUAGGUCCGGGGGCGUGACAAGUUGUUCGUUCCUGGUGCUGAUACUGCUUGCUUUCUUCGAAGGGAUGAUGGAUUGGAUACAAAUCAUGGUAGUACCAAUCCGGCUUGAAAUCUGGGCACGUUUCAUAGUACCAAUUUGGAUUGUGAUAUUGGUUGAAGCAACUCCUUGCUACUGCUCCAGUGUCCUUGGGUCUGCUUAUAGAACAUCCUACGGGAUGAGAGAACUGAUACUGAUCGCGGCAACCUGUGCUGAAAUGGGGAGAAUUCCAGCAACAGCAGAAAUGAUUUCUAUUGAUGUUGCGGUAAGGAUUCCGGCGUUGAUGCCGGAAAUCCAUUUGGGAGUUAGGACUUGGUCGGAUUUUUAGUGAGAUGAGGGUGUUUCUCUCUCAUCUUAUCCAGUAAAAGUAGUUUACCUUAUGCAUAUUGCAUAAAUGAUGACCAUUCAUUUAACUAUUUAUCUAUUUAACUAUUUAUCUAUUUA
Molecule: messenger RNA, 2443 nt
Organism: Cuscuta epithymum
Lineage: Eukaryota; Viridiplantae; Streptophyta; Magnoliopsida; Solanales; Convolvulaceae
Source: the annotation of a GenBank genome assembly